Molecule: messenger RNA, 608 nt
Organism: Vigna angularis (adzuki bean)
Lineage: Eukaryota; Viridiplantae; Streptophyta; Magnoliopsida; Fabales; Fabaceae
Exons: 1
Coding region: 78-542 (154 amino acids)
Source: RefSeq, a predicted model, not a curated record
ACGAUUUCUCCAGACACAACUUUCAAUACAAAUAGAAAACGAAGCUCCUCAUUCUCCUCCAAAGCCAUAGCCAAAAAAUGAAGGUUUCUAGUAGCCAUGCCAUUGCGCACAACCUCUACCACCCCUCUCUUGGUUUGAGCAACAUCAACAACAGCCAGAUGGUUUCAUGUAAAAAUCCUUUGACUUUGAAGGCGAGCACUACUUUUUUGCGAAACCAUAAUUCAUAUUCAGCACACGAAAUGAAGGGUGGUGGGAGUUUUGUGGUGGGUUGUGGAAGUUGGAGUGUGGUGAGAGAGUUGGAGAAAGAGUUAGAAGCAGAGAUGGAGAAAAAGGAAGGUGGAGAGAGUGUAAUGGGAAGGUAUAGGCACAAAUGUGGGGAAGGGAAAGGGGUGGUGGACAUGUUGGAGUGUUUGGUGAAGGAAGCUAUUAUGGGUGAAGAUGAGGGAAAGGACCCUAUGGAUUAUAACCGUAGGGCUCACAUAUUUCAUGCAAGCUCUAGAAUCUUUCAAGCUUUCAAGGAACUCAACGACAAAACCCUGUGACUCUGAUUUUACUUUUUGCAAUUGAAAUAAAUAAAGCUAUCAAGACAAUAAUGAUUUUGGUUUAAA